AUGGACUCCGCCCAGCUCCUCCGUUUCAUGCGCACGGCGUGUCCGCUGGGCGCCUCGCUCAGCGUCCUCGUGACGCUCGUGAGCUGCGUCAUCAUCGUCAAGGUGAACCACAUUUGGGUCAGCGGACUCUCGUGGCCCUUCCUCUCCGACAUGGGGCGAGACUACCCGGCCUACUACGUGUUCUGCACGGGCCUCACGCUGGUCGCCACGCUGCUCGUGUUCACGUGGACGUUCAACUGGCGCUACCACGUGUCGGCGCUGCCGGAGGACGCCACGGCCUUCCGCGCCAUCUCCUUCGUCAGCUUCGUCGCGGGCGUGCUGGCCAACCCGGGGCUUCCCGUCCUGGCUUUCUUCGACACGUCCAAGCACGCCAAGCUCCACGCUGCCGGUGCCGAGUGGUUCUUCUACAUUGAGACCAUUGCUGUUCUCCUGAACGUACACCAUCGUGAGCUACAAGCUCUACAAGAUGCUGACCGGCCUGCAAACGGACCUGGAGAACGCAUGCUCGACCGUCGGCGCCAAGAUGCAGCGGAGGAAGAAAACGCUGACGAUCCAGCUCUUCUUCUUCGCGCUGUUCUUCGUGGCGUUCCUUAUCUACAUGCCCAUCGGAACGUCGGUGGCCCCGCCAUCGCAGCGUCUCUCCAUUGA
Phytophthora sojae is the source of this 648-nucleotide messenger RNA. RefSeq lists its product as hypothetical. The record is from RefSeq and is a predicted model, not a curated record. Lineage: Eukaryota; Oomycota; Peronosporomycetes; Peronosporales; Peronosporaceae. The transcript has 4 exons. Bases 1 to 648 code for a protein of 215 amino acids.